This is a messenger RNA of Stylonychia lemnae, 2814 nucleotides long. The record is from the annotation of a GenBank genome assembly. NCBI's taxonomy places the organism in Eukaryota, Ciliophora, Spirotrichea, Sporadotrichida, Oxytrichidae.
AUGUCUCAUUCUGGGUAAAAUACAGCUAAGGAAUUACCAUUUACAAACAAAGAUUAUAUGAAUAAGUAUUUUAGGCAAACGCCCUAGACUUCAUUUGAGAGAUAGAUUUUAAGACAAGAGAUGAAUUUAGUCCUGAAUAAUAAUCUAGACAGCUAUCAGAAGUUCCAGCAAAUAAAAACUGAGAAUCUGAAUAAAAUCAAGAUCGUCAAUGUCAAUAAUAUCAAGCACAGCAUUGAAAAUGUGAUGAGGAAUUGGAACAAGCAUGAGAGUAUUAAAUUAAAAAAGUCUGAUGUUGUUAACUUGGAUGUGAAAGAGUUCCUUAGAGAUAAAUCAAAGACCAAGCAAAGAUAAGACGAUUAAGUCGAGCAAUAGAAUCUUGAGUAGCAAUCUCAUUAAUAAGCUACUGUAACUUCUAAAUUUAUGGCUAAAAGACAAUCUCUAGAAUCUUAAGAACUCAAUAAAGAAGAAAGAGAUGAGGAUGUACUUGAGGUGGAAAAACUAGAUAACUGGAAGAAACUAGAUACAACAGCUAAGGAAUCUAAGAGAUCUAUUCAGAAUCUUAAUAAAAAAUUCUUGAUAACUCUAAUGCAAAAAACAGACAAAGUACUCAAUAUAUAGCCUGAGCAGCUUGUUAAGUCUAAUCUAGCUAAUUCAAAUGAGAUAUUAAGAGCACCCUCUAGGUAGCUGCAAUCUAUUAUAAAGUAAAAGCAAUAAAAAGACAAUGGCUUCAACUAUCAAUCUAUCUAUGACGUGACAGAUGGCACUGAUAGAUUAAAAGAUAUCUUGCAGUUAAAGAAGGCUAGAGGAAAUAUGGAGAUCAUUUUGCAUUAAGCCUCAAAGAUAUAGCAGAAACUUACUUUGCAUAAUUAGCAGUAGCAGAAUUAAAUUGCUGAUGAUCAAUCUAGCAUAGUUGACGAGUAAAGUCCUUUCGGUAGAUAGGAUAGACAAGACUCAAAUUAAAUGGUCAGUUCCCCACCUCCAUAAAACUUUAGCUAAGCUAGCCAAUAGAAUCGAUUUGAAUCACUUAGACCUUAAUAAACACUUAAAAUUCCUGAGAGGUAGAGUAGUAUUGACCCUGGAAGCGCUUCUAAAAUUUCAGCUAGAUUGGCAAUGAAUAGACAGGGGACUAACGGGGGGCUUGUAUAGAGAGUUCAAUCAUAACCCAUUCUUAGGAAUGUAAAUAAAUAAAAUAAAGCAAAGUCAUAUAAAAGUUUAAGAUAAGGUAUUGACGAAGAGGAAGAAUCUCUUGAUGAAUACUAAGUAAUAAAAAAUCUCAAAAAUUAAAGAUAAACUUUUUCUCUUUUCAUUAAUGGAGAGCAAAUGGCUAAGUAAAUGAAAAGGCUGAAUGAAGAGAUUAAGAGAGCAGAAAAUGCCCACUUUCAGACUAUACCCUUACCAAAAGAUCUGUAUUUAGGCUUUAAAGAAAUUGCACUGAACUAUGAAAUAUCACUUGAACUAAAAUCUAAAUAGUUAUAAGAGUUUAAAGCUGAAAAGCUAAAAGAUUUUGAAGACAUUUAAAACAUCAAGAAAAGAUUGCAAUAUUAGAUUGACUCAUAUAAGAAUCUUAGAUAAUUGUUGAAAAAUGUACCUCAAACCCCAGUCAAGGAUAGUUCAUCAAUUCAACCUACUCCUGGUAGCGCUGUUCGAAAAAAAACUGCAAUAGACUUUUUAGGGUAAAAAAUAAAUUAAGACCUGUAAAAAUAUGCCAAGUAAAAAAGAGUUAUAUAAGAUUAGGAAGAGAAGAUCAAUGCAUAUGACUAGCUAAUUAAAAAUCUAAAUAUGGAGAUGAAAAUAUAGGUAGCAAAGGAAAAGAUACUUCUCAACGAGAUCUCUUAUUUAGAUAACGAGAUAAAUAUAAUAAUUUAAACUCAGAUGAAGCACUAUCAUGAAUUGCUUCAUACUGGGUUAGAUUACAGAUAAGAGGGGCUAAGUUGGAUUAUUAAAAGCAUUUGGUUGCUAGGUGAAAGCGUGAACCUGUAAAAAAUGCCCAAGUGGCUUGAUAACAAGGGUAUUGAGUUUCUACUUGAUUAUUCAAGGCUGUAGUUAGACAUGACUAAAAAGCUCAGUAUGGUUAGAUAAGAGCAAUAAGGCAAUAAAAACAAUCGAUAAUCAGGAAGUAUUCUUGAACAAGAUUAUUAGUUAUAGCCUAACUUGAUAGUAUCUUAAUUUGAUCUCAAUACAAAAACUCCAGCUACUGAGGAAAAGACUUCCAUUCAUUCGUUAAACAGACGAUAGCUUCUCUAAGAUUUCUAAGAUAAAUAAAAUGGGUUUAUUGAGAGAAUUAAAAAGAAGCUCAAAGUCCUCAGCAAUAAUCUAUAGAGAUAGUAAAUCACAGAAGGUCUGGAACUAGGUCAUAACUAUUUCUUUAUGAGUUUACUUGACAAUGACUUCAAUAAAUAGUUUAUUAAAGAUGAUUCUUUUAUAAGAUACUCAGAGCCUGAUUCAAUCAAUGACUCUCCAAUGAUCAAAAUGAAGAGGUAAAAUUAUGAGAACAAAUAUAAAUCCAUCUUAACACUUGAAUAAGAGAUUAAUUUCUUAAAGGAAUAAAUUAAGAAUCUAAGAGAGAAAGAGAUUUCUAGAAUAUUUAAGGAGUUCCUACAGUGCAACUAUGAGAAAACUAAUAAGGUCACUAUUGAAGUAGUUUUAUGUGCUCUAGUUGGAUACCAAAGAGCAUAGAAAGUUCUACAAAAGUUACGAGCCAAAUCGGACUAACUUAAGAAAAAUUUUGAGAUGACUAAGACAUUUUAGUUUGGAAGCAUGAGAUCUGGUCUUGGCAAUUUAUUACUCCUAGAUCCCUCUUUGAAAAUCUUAUGA